GCAGCGCAUUUUAGCACCAGUUACUCGAAGCAACCAGACACCACGCGUGCUCAUAACGUCCAUAUCCUUGGUAUUCUCUAUUUCUAACUCGAAAAAAAUUCUCCCCCUUUUUGGAACGCCAACAGCAAGAACUAUCACUGUAGUCUUCUUCUUUCUUCGGAUGUAUCGAGAUCUGCUUGGCAGAGGGAAUCAGGGGUAGAGAGUUAGGGUUUAGGGGUUCAAGGGAGAGCCACGUAAUGGCCGCCGUUUCACAGUCCCUACGCUUUCUUGGGGUUUCAUCCGGCGGUAGCUUCGAGGUGCUCAAUCGGAUCCUACAAGACCUUUGCACCCGUGGUAACCCCAAGGAGGGUGCUGCGUCGGCUUUAAGAAAACAUCUGGAGGAACAAGCACGUGAUCUCAGUGGAGAAGCUUUUUCUCGAUUUAUGGAUCAGUUGUACGAUCGUAUUUCUGUUCUCUUGGAAAGCAAUGAUGUUGCUGAGAAUUUGGGAGCUUUAAGAGCUAUUGAUGAGUUAAUAGAUGUGGCACUUGGUGAGAAUGCCUCCAAGGUCUCAAAGUUCUCUAAUUACAUGCGUACUGUAUUCGAGGUAAAGAGGGAUCCUGAAGUUUUGGGCCUUGCUAGUAGGGUUCUUGGCCAUCUAGCAAGGGCUGGUGGUGCCAUGACUGCUGAUGAAGUGGAGUUUCAGGUGAAAAUGGCACUGGACUGGCUUCAUGGGGAUAGAGCAGAAUAUCGACUUUUUGCAGCUGUCUUAAUAUUAAAAGAAAUGGCUGAAAAUGCUUCCACUGUAUUCAACGUUCAUGUGCCUGAAUUUGUUGAUGCUAUCUGGGUUGCAUUGAGGCAUCCAACAUUAGCUGUUCGAGAACGUGCUGUGGAGGCCUUGCGUGCUUGCCUUCGAGUAAUUGAAAAGCGUGAGACGCGCUGGCGUGUACAGUGGUAUUAUCGGAUGUUCGAGGCUACACAAGAUGGCUUGGGUAAAAAUGCUCCUGUCCACAGCAUACAUGGUUCUUUACUUGCAGUUGGAGAGCUGUUGAGGAAUACAGGUGAAUUUAUGAUGUCACGUUACAGAGAAGUUGCUGAAAUUGUUCUGAGAUACCUAGAGCACCGGGAUCGACUUGUUCGUCUGAGCAUAACUUCUUUGCUACCUCGCAUUGCUCAUUUUCUGCGCGAUCGUUUUGUUACAAACUAUCUAACGAUAUGCAUGAAUCACAUUCUUGCUGUUCUUCGGUUACCAGCUGAACGUGGAAGUGGGUUCAUUGCACUUGGGGAAAUGGCUGGUGCUUUAGAUGGCGAGCUUGUACACUAUUUGCCAACAAUAAUGUCUCACUUACGUGAUGCUAUUGCUCCACGGAGAGGUAGACCCUCACUUGAGGCUCUGGCUUGUGUUGGGAACAUAGCAAAAGCAAUGGGCCCUGCUAUGGAGCCUUAUGUUCGAGGUCUGUUGGAUGUUAUGUUCUCUGCUGGUCUUUCCCCAACACUUGUUGAUGCCCUUGAGCAAAUAACUGUCAGUAUCCCAUCAUUGCUGCCAACCAUUCAAGAUCGGCUGCUCGACUGCAUUUCGCUUGUUCUCUCAAAGUCCCACUAUUCACAGGCCAGGACAGCUGUUGGCAUGGUUCGAGGCAAUACAGUGAAUCCAGCACAACAAGUUUCUGACUUCAGUGGUCCAGCCUUAGUACAACUUGCUCUACAAACUCUUGCUCGUUUUAAUUUCAAGGGUCAUGAACUCCUUGAGUUCGCUAGAGAAUCAGUUGUUGUUUAUUUGGAUGAUGAGGAUGGAGGCACACGGAAAGAUGCUGCAUUGUGUUGCUGCAAAUUAGUUUCCAAUUCUUUUUCUGGCAUAGUGUGUACGCAGUUUGGUUCCAGUAGGUCCAACCGAACGGGGGGAAAGCGACGACGCCUUGUUGAAGAGCUUGUGGGGAAGCUUCUCACAGCAGCUGUUGCAGAUGCUGAUGUUACUGUUCGUCACUCUAUCUUUUCCUCGAUGCAUAGAGAUAGAGGUUUCGAUGAGUUUUUGGCCCAGGCUGAUUGUCUCAGUGCAGUUUUUGCUGCUUUAAAUGACGAGGAUUUUGAGGUUCGAGAAUAUGCCAUCUCCUUGGCUGGAAGAUUAUCUGAAAAGAAUCCAGCAUAUGUUCUUCCAGCACUUCGUAGACAUCUCAUACAGCUGUUGACAUAUUUAGAACAAAGUGCAGAUAACAAAUGCAAGGAGGAAAGUGCAAAGUUAUUGGGUUGUUUGAUUCGUAACUGUGAACGGCUAAUUCUUCCAUACAUUGCUCCAGUGCAUAAGGCUCUUGUGGCAAGACUUCUUGAGGGCACUGGGGUCAAUGCCAUUCAUGGCAUAAUUAGUGGAGUACUAGUGACUGUUGGUGAUCUCGCCAGAGUGGGUGGUUUUGCAAUGAGACAGUACAUUUCUGAGCUUAUGCCUUUAAUUGUUGAUGCUUUACGGGAUGGAGCAGCAGUUGCAAAACGUGAAGUGGCUGUUUCAACUCUUGGUCAAGUGGUACAGAGCACUGGGUACGUCAUAACUCCUUACAAUGAGCACCCUUCAUUACUUGGCUUGCUUUUGAAAUUGUUGAAUGGUGAGUUGGUGUGGUCUACCAGACGUGAAGUACUAAAGGUUCUUGGUAUUAUGGGGGCUCUAGAUCCUCAUGCUCAUAAAAGGAAUCAGCAAAGUUUACCUGGGUCACAUGGGGAUGUUGGCCGUGCAGCCAGCGAUUCAGGUCAACACAUUCCAUCCACGGAUGAACUCCCUAUGGAACUGUGGCCGUCUUUUGCUACAUCUGAGGAUUAUUUCUCAACGGUUGCUAUCAACUCUCUCAUGAGAAUACUUACAGAUCCUUCACUGGCUAGUUAUCACCAAAAGGUGGUUGGAUCUCUUAUGUUCAUUUUUAAGUCAAUGGGUCUUGGUUGCGUUCCAUACUUACCAAAGGUUUUGCCCGAACUUUUUCACACAGUUCGGACCUGUGAUGAUCAUCUAAAGGAUUUUAUAACGUGGAAACUUGGGACCCUGGUUUCUAUUGUGCGUCAGCACAUUCGUAAAUAUUUGCCUGAGUUGCUGUCGUUAAUUUCCGAAUUAUGGUCAUCCUUCAGUUUUCCAGCUGCCAAUCGCCCUUCUCGUGGCUUCCCAGUUUUGCAUCUAGUGGAGCAGCUUUGCUUGGCUUUGAAUGAUGAAUUCAGAACCUAUCUGCCUGAUAUUCUUCCAUGUUGUAUACAAGUUCUAAGUGAUGCAGAGAGGCGUAAUGACUACACCUAUGUUUUGGAUAUUCUCCAUACUCUUGAAGUGUUUGGUGGGACCCUGGAUGAACAUAUGCACCUACUUCUUCCUGCACUUAUUCGAUUGUUUAAGGUGGAUGCUUCAGUGGAUAUAAGACGUGCUGCUAUUAGAACUCUGACAAGAUUGAUCCCACGAGUGCAGGUUACUGGUCACAUUUCUUCUCUUGUUCACCAUUUGAAGAUUGUCUUGGAUGGGAAAAAUGAUGAGCUGAGGAAAGACGCUGUUGAUGCGCUUUGCUGUCUUGCUCAUGCCCUUGGAGAGGACUUCACAAUUUUCAUCCCAUCCAUACACAAGCUUUUGCUGAAACAUCGAUUACGGCAUAAAGAAUUCGAGGAAAUUGAAGGACGUCUGUGCAGACGCGAACCACUAAUCUUGGGAAGCACGGCUGCUCAAAGGUUAAGUCGGCGUCAUCCUGUGGAGGUUAUUAGUGACCCUCUGAAUGAUAUGGACAAUGAUCCAUACGAAGAUGGGACUGAUGUGCAAAGACAACUUAGAGGGCAUCAGGUCAAUGAUGGUCGACUGCGUACUGCUGGAGAGGCUUCUCAACGCAGUACGAAGGAGGAUUGGGCAGAAUGGAUGCGGCAUUUUAGCAUUGAACUUCUGAGGGAAUCACCAUCUCCUGCAUUGCGAACUUGUGCAAGACUUGCACAGUUACAGCCUUUUGUUGGCCGGGAAUUGUUUGCUGCAGGCUUUGUUAGCUGUUGGGCACAACUGAAUGAGGCCAGUCAGAGACAGCUGGUACGGAGUUUAGAGAUGGCAUUUUCAUCUCCAAAUAUUCCUCCAGAAAUUCUGGCUACACUUCUUAACUUGGCAGAGUUCAUGGAACAUGAUGAGAAAACUCUUCCUAUCGACAUCCGUCUCCUUGGUGCUCUUGCUGAAAAGUGUCGUGCAUUUGCAAAGGCACUUCAUUACAAAGAAAUGGAAUUUGAAGGUGCAUGUUCGAGGAGGAUGGACGCUCAUCCUGUUGCUGUAGUUGAAGCUCUUAUUCAUAUAAAUAAUCAGUUACAACAGCAUGAGGCUGCAGUUGGAAUAUUGACCCAUGCACAGCAGCACCUUGAUGUUCAAUUGAAGGAAUCAUGGUAUGAAAAAUUGCAGAGGUGGGAUGAUGCCCUCAAAGCAUACACUAACAAAACCUCGCAAACAUCAAGUCCUCAUCUUGUUUUGGAAGCUAGAUUAGGGAGAAUGCGAUGCCUCGCCGCUCUUGCUCGAUGGGAAGAACUUAACAACCUGUGCAAGGAAUAUUGGACACCUGCAGAGCCAGCUGCUCGACUGGAAAUGGCACCAAUGGCUGCCAGUGCUGCUUGGAACAUGGGGGAAUGGGAUCAAAUGGCAGAGUAUGUAUCUCGAUUGGACGAUGGUGACGAAACUAAACUUCGGGGUUUGGGCAAUACUACUGGUAGUGGAGAUGGAAGUAGUAAUGGUACAUUUUUCAGGGCUGUGCUAUUAGUCCGUAAAGGAAAGUAUGAUGAAGCACGGGAGUACGUUGAGAGAGCUAGGAAGUGCCUGGCCACAGAACUUGCUGCCCUGGUUCUGGAGAGCUAUGAACGAGCUUACAACAAUAUGGUCCGUGUUCAGCAGCUGUCAGAACUAGAGGAGGUUAUUGAUUACUGUACUCUUCCCAUCGGAAAUGCUGUUGCUGAAGGAAGGCGUGCCCUAAUUCGUAAUAUGUGGACAGAGCGGAUAAAAGGAGCAAAACGUAAUGUUGAGGUCUGGCAAGCGCUUUUGACCAUUAGGGCACUUGUGCUUCCUCCUAUAGAAGACAUUGAAACGUGGCUCAAGUUUGCAUCUCUUUGUCGGAAAAGCAAUAGGAUUAGCCAGGCUAGAUCGACAUUGGUCAAGCUCUUACAGUAUGACCCAGACACCUCUCCUGAAAAUGUACGGUACCAUGGGCCUCCCCAAGUAAUGUUUGCAUACUUGAAGUACCAAUGGUCGCUAGGAGAAGAUCUUAAGCGAAAAGAAGCAUUUUCUAGACUUCAGAAUCUAGCAAGAGAGAUUUCGAGUGUCCCUAAUAUUCAGUCGCUUACUCCCACCGGUUCAAUGGGCGGUUCGAGUUCAAAUGCUCCCCUUCUUGCCCGUGUUUAUCUUGAACUUGGGUCAUGGCAGUGGGCACUUUCACCUGGACUGGAUGAUGACUCUAUUCAAGAAAUCCUUGCUGCAUUUAGAAAUGCUACGCAGUGUGCAACAAAGUGGGCAAAAGCUUGGCAUACAUGGGCACUGUUUAAUACAGCAGUUAUGUCUCAUUACACUUUAAGAGGGUUUCCUGCUGUUGCACCGCAGUUUGUUGUUGCAGCUGUCACUGGAUAUUUUCAUUCAAUAGCAUGUGCAGCUAAUGCUAAAGGUGUUGAUGAUAGUUUACAGGACAUACUUCGUCUUCUCACAUUGUGGUUCAACCAUGGGGAUACCAUCGAAGUUCAAAUGGCUCUACAAAAGGGGUUUGCACAUGUUAAUAUCAACACAUGGCUGGUUGUUUUACCUCAAAUAAUUGCUAGGAUACAUUCAAAUAACCAUGCUGUGAGGGAAUUGAUACAAUCACUGCUAGUACGAAUUGGACAAAGUCACCCUCAGGCUCUUAUGUAUCCCCUUCUUGUGGCGUGUAAAUCAGUAAGUAAUCUACGCAGAGCUGCUGCUCAAGAAGUCGUUGACAAAGUUCGGCAGCGUAGUGGAGUACUGGUGGAUCAGGCACUUCUUGUGUCAGAGCAGCUCAUCAGGAUGGCUAUCCUUUGGCAUGAAAUGUGGCAUGAGGGAUUGGAAGAAGCUAGUCGAUUGUACUUUGGUGAACAUAACAUUGAAGGAAUGCUGAAGGUGUUGGAGCCUUUGCAUGAAAUGCUUGAGGAAGGUGCUAUGAGGGAAAAUAUCAGUACAAAAGAGAGAGCAUUUGUCGAGGCAUACCGCGAUGAGUUGUCAGAGGCGUAUGAAUGUUGCAUGAACUAUAAGAGAACUCUCAACGAGGCUGAGCUUACUCAGGCAUGGGAUCUCUAUUAUCAUGUUUUCAGACGGAUUGACAAGCAACUUCAAAGCCUUACUACCCUGGACCUGCAGUCUGUUUCACCAGAGUUGUUGGAAUGCCGUAAUUUGGAGCUUGCUGUCCCAGGAACGUAUCGUGCUGAUUUACAAGUGGUGACCAUUGCAUCAUUCGCACCCCAGCUUGUUGUCAUUACAUCGAAACAGAGACCCCGGAAAUUGACAAUUAUUGGUAGUGAUGGUGAAGACUAUGCAUUCCUGUUGAAGGGACAUGAAGAUCUACGUCAAGAUGAACGUGUCAUGCAGCUUUUUGGCUUAGUGAAUACUUUGCUCGAAAAUUCUAGAAAAACUUCUGAGAAGGAUCUUUCCAUCCAACGAUACGAUGUCAUUCCAUUAUCUCCAAAUAGUGGUUUAAUUGGAUGGGUCCCAAAUUGUGACACUUUACACCAUCUCAUUCGAGAGUAUAGGGAUGCUAGAAAGAUCACCCUGAAUCAGGAGCACAAGUACAUGCUCAGUUUUGCUCCGGAUUAUGACCAUUUGCCGCUCAUUGCUAAAGUAGAAGUAUUUCAGUAUGCUCUUCUAAAUACUGAAGGAAAUGACCUGGCCAGGGUUCUCUGGUUGAAGAGCCGCACUUCUGAGAUAUGGCUAGAGAGGAGGACAAAUUAUACUCGAAGUUUAGCAGUUAUGAGCAUGGUGGGUUACCUUCUUGGCUUAGGUGACCGGCACCCAAGCAAUCUUAUGCUACAUCGCUACAGUGGCAAAAUCUUGCACAUCGAUUUUGGCGACUGCUUUGAAGCUUCAAUGAAUCGAGAGAAGUUCCCUGAGAAGGUUCCCUUCCGCUUGACUAGAAUGCUUGUGAAAGCUAUGGAGGUUAGUGGUAUCGAGGGAAACUUCCGAUUUACCUGCGAAAAUGUGAUGCAAGUCCUUAGGACACAUAAGGAUAGUGUCAUGGCCAUGAUGGAGGCCUUCGUUCACGAUCCUCUCAUCAAUUGGCGCCUUUUCAACUUCAAUGAAGUUCCUCAAAUGUCAUUCUUUGCAAGUAGUCAUGCUCCUGCUGCUGUAAAUAACGAGGAAACUACUCCAAAUAGAGAGCUUGUUCAACCUCAACGUGGAGCUCGUGAGAGGGAACUUCUUCAGGCUGUUAACCAACUUGGUGAUGCGAAUGAGGUUUUAAAUGAACGUGCUGUGCUUGUCAUGGCUCGGAUGAGCAAUAAGCUUACUGGGAGGGAUUUUUCAUCGUGUUCUUCAGUAUCCCCAAGCUCUAUGCAACAUGCUGUAGAUCACAGCACCUUGAUUUCUGGAGAUACUCGUGAAGUUGAGCAUGGGUUAUCUGUCAAGCUGCAAGUUCAGAAGUUAAUUAACCAAGCCUCAUCACAUGAGAAUUUGUGCCAAAAUUAUGUCGGGUGGUGUCCUUUCUGGUGAUCUGAAGAUCGUAUACUUCAUAUAUUUUGUACAUAUUGUGUAUGGUAAGAUAUUAGAAGCAUCCAUAUUUGCCCCUAUCUUUGUCACUGUAAUCUAUGUAAAUAGAUGCUCUUUCAAUUAAUAAAAAUUGUAAUAUUUUUCUGUUACA
Molecule: messenger RNA, 7797 nt
Organism: Tripterygium wilfordii
Lineage: Eukaryota; Viridiplantae; Streptophyta; Magnoliopsida; Celastrales; Celastraceae
Product: serine/threonine-protein kinase TOR
Exons: 57
Coding region: 237-7649 (2470 amino acids)
Biological process (GO): negative regulation of macroautophagy; TOR signaling
Cellular component (GO): nucleus; TORC2 complex; TORC1 complex
Molecular function (GO): protein binding; protein serine/threonine kinase activity; protein-containing complex binding
Source: RefSeq, a predicted model, not a curated record